AUAUGCGGCACACACAGCCGUCCAGGUUACGGCUGCCGCUGGUCAUUAACGCACCGACUGGUACCACGAUAUGAGGCAGCAGUGAAUCCUAGCGAAAGACUUGGUACACAUAAGUCGCCCUCCGCCGUCCAGAUUACCGCCCCUUGUCACCUCACUGUCACUUUCGUCGACAUUUUACAUUCCUUAGAGAACGGACCAACGGCCCUUUUCAGGGCCAUCCCUGUCACUGUGUCUUUUGG
This is a messenger RNA of Dicrocoelium dendriticum, 239 nucleotides long. The record is from the annotation of a GenBank genome assembly. NCBI's taxonomy places the organism in Eukaryota, Metazoa, Platyhelminthes, Trematoda, Plagiorchiida, Dicrocoeliidae.